AUGUUCGACUCGGUCGAACUCGCCGCCCGCGCGUACGACGUCAUGGUGUGGCGCUACGAUGGUGCCACCGUGCCACGGAACUUCUUCGACGUCGACAACCUCGCGGCGGCCGAGUUCGUGGCACCGCCGUUCAGUGUUGUUACCCGGGCCGAGGAGCGCGCCGUCCGCCGGGAAUACAUGCGGAUGUCCAUCCGGAACCGCGAUGAGGCGGAGAUGGCCGCCUUCCGUUCGGCGCAUCCGCAGCACGUCGCAGAGGAGCUCGAGUUCUACGCGCAACUGGCGGUGCAGCGAGCUGCAGUGGCCGCCUCUCGUCCGUCUUCAUCCUCGGUGCUGCCUCCCACUAUCGUAGUUGAUGAUAGCUCUGACGACGACGAUCCCGAUUGGAUCGAUAAGCUGGUCGCGGAGAUGGAGGCGGAGGAAGCCGCCUAG
Molecule: messenger RNA, 429 nt
Organism: Lolium perenne
Lineage: Eukaryota; Viridiplantae; Streptophyta; Magnoliopsida; Poales; Poaceae
Source: RefSeq, a predicted model, not a curated record